Colletotrichum acutatum is the source of this 3075-nucleotide messenger RNA. Its product is annotated as SNF2 family N-terminal domain-containing protein. Bases 182 to 2983 code for a protein of 933 amino acids. The record is from RefSeq and is a predicted model, not a curated record. Lineage: Eukaryota; Fungi; Ascomycota; Sordariomycetes; Glomerellales; Glomerellaceae. Gene Ontology annotation, biological process: DNA repair. Gene Ontology annotation, molecular function: ATP binding; ATP-dependent chromatin remodeler activity. Gene Ontology annotation, cellular component: nucleus. The transcript has 2 exons.
CACCUUUCUCUUACACUGAAACAUCAGCAAUCAUCCAAUCUCAUCAACCUGUCACUUGCAAAAUCCAAAUUGCCAUCUAUACUCAUUCCGGAGCAAGAAUUACGCGGCCUUUGUCGAAUGAUAAGCAUUAUUUCGCUUCUCGAACAACCGUACGCACUACGGUGGCCCGUCGCCUCGCCUGAUGGCGUCACCAUCGAGUUUCAUUCCUUUAGGAAGCCUUAUUAUCACGCGAGAAAAUACCGAGCUUACAGUGGAAGAGUGGAAGCUGUUGGAGAAGAGAUUCGGAAGAUGGCGCAUCAUUGCGCCGACCAAACCUGCCAAAGGCGUCAGAGCCCCCGAGCCAUUCGACCAUGUAGAGGAUACCUUCCUCUUAUCUGCGGCUUUCAAGAACUACAAGAACCUCGUGGCUGAAAGAUGGAUCCGAGUUCAUCUACUCAUUCGCGCGGAGGAUGGAGAACGCGGAACUGCAAGGAUUUAUGUCUUGCCUGACGACGUCGACAAUAAGGCCAUUGACCGAGACCGCACUAAGCUAAGAAGAUCACGCAGAGCUCUCGUUGCCCAACUCGACUUUUCUCAAGACGCCUGGUCCGGCCAGCCCACUUCGACCCCGACUACAAUCGACCAUGUCUUUAGAGAUGAAGAAGACCCUCAUGAUUCGACCUCGUUGCUCCAGAUGUUCAACACCAUCCCUUCCCCGGACCCGGCGCCCGACGCUAUCACCAAUCCAUUUGAACAAGAUGCCAUUUACAACGUACUCGAGGGCAAUCUCCCUGGUCUGAAUGAUACGUCGAAGCUUUAUGACUACCAGCGUCGCUCAGCUGCGGUCAUGAUUCAGCGUGAAAGUGAACCUGGUCAGUUCCUGGAUCCAAGAAUUGCCAAAGCAACCGACCAAAAUGGUGCCGCCUACUACUACGAUACUAGCUCCGGAGCCCUCGUCAAGGAACCAAGAUUUUACGAUGGUGUCAGAGGCGGCAUACUGGCUGAGCAGAUGGGCUCUGGCAAGACCCUGAUCUGUCUGGCAGUCAUCUUGGCCACUCGACAUUUGGCUACCCGCACUCCCGAUAUCUACCAAGGGAGCGACGUGCGCGUGAGGAAGAAGAUUGGAUCACUCGCUGACAUGGCAGCCUCGAAUGCCAACACCAAGGGAUCUCCAUGGAAGAUCUUCUUCAACGUCUAUGAUGCGAACCAAGAGCUAGAGUACGACAAGUGCAUAGCAGCAAUCCGCCGCAACCCCAGCCGCUACCACAUCCCCGAAGAGGCUCCCAAGCGCCUUCGGCGGCAUGAAAAUCCUGUUGGUAACCCGGCAAAGAAAGUCCGACACACUCAUGCAUCCAUCGUCAUCGUCCCCAACAACCUUGUUCAACAAUGGAUUCAGGAAAUUGAAAAGCACAUCGUCCAACCAGGAAACCCGGCGGGUCUCAAGGUCCUGAAGUUAACUAGCCAAAAGGAGGAAAUCCCCAACUCUCAGGUGCUUGCGGCCUAUGACCUCGUCCUCAUUACACAGUCACGGCUUGAUAGAGUAUGGAGAGAAACUAUGAUGAUGGGGUGCCCGCUGGCAGAAGUCCACUUCAAGCGCUGCAUAGUCGACGAAGGUCACAAGAUAGGCUACGCGAAGAUAAACAACAAGAGUAAUGUCCUCCUAGCCAUAGACGCACUCCACGUCUCUGCUCGCUGGAUUGUGACUGGAACGCCAGCCACUGGAUUAUUCGGUGUAGACGACCAACACUUCAACGAUACCCAUCUCGACAACAAAGACAAUGCCGACAAGACGGCAGCCCUCGCCGAGGCAGAAAAGGGAGACCUUGAGAAGAUUGGAGCGAUAGCAUCACUGUACCUCAAUGCUCGACCUUGGUCUAAUGGCGUCCACGAAACAGGAGAUACGACGGCGGAUUGGGCGGUGUACGUGAUGCAGCCGAAGCAUAGCUCCCGAUCAACCGGCCGCAUGGGGGUGCUGCGCGCCACGCUGAACUCUCUUAUCGUCAGGCAUCGACUGUCGGAGCUUAACACACUGCUUCCAUCAGUCAACGAGAACGUUGUUGUAUUGGAGGGUUCAUACCAAGACAAGCUGGCGCUCAACAUCUUCUCCAUGAUGAUUAUCUUUAACGCAGUCCAGUCCCAAAGAGUCGACAUGGAUUACUUCUUCCACGCCCGUCAACGCAAGGCUCUGCUUCAACUGGUUCACAACCUGAAGCAAUCCAGUUUCUUUGGCGGUGUCUUCUUCGCUAAGGACGAUAUACUGAAGGCACUCGAAACUGCAGAGACUUUCCGCCAAGAGAAAAAGGUUCUCAUCAGCGAGAAAGACGAAGCACUUCUAAAAGAGGCCGUCGAAGUGGCCCAUAUUGCCAUUGACAACCAACUCAAAGACUUUAGCAACAAGUAUAACGAGGUUCCCAUCUUCAUCCACGACUUUCUCCCCAAUGGCGUGGGCUCUGCCUGGUCCCUCGACGACCGAGACGCCAACCCCACCUGCACCGAUGCUGGUAUGGUGCUUACCGCGCAGAAACUGAUCGCCUCUGCCAUGGGCAAGCCCACGAAGCUGAACAGCCUGCUCAACGGUCAGCUGGAGUUUGAAGGUCGCAAAGAGCAAGCCGACCAGAUCAUGUCUGGGGCACAGGGUGUCGCGAUUGACCACCGGCCGUCAAAGUCUCCAGGGGUUCUUGCUGGCAACACGAAACUGGGAGGUGAACGGGUUCCUCGACACCUCAAGUCGACUGCCUCGAAGCCAGGCGACCCCGUGCCCGAGCUGGAGCAACUUCCAGACGACUUGAAGAAGGCGAUGCUGGUUUCCACUGUGUCAGCAAAGCUCUCAUAUCUUAUUGACGCUGUGGUCGAGCACCAGGACAAGGAGAAGAUGAUCAUCUUCUACGAGAACGAGAAUGUGGCGUGGUAUCUGGCGGGUCUUCUUGAAGUAGUGAGUUUGAGCAUCUCGACGACGUGUGGUUGCGAAUUAACAUGGCCACCCAGAUUCACGUGCGUCACCUGAUUUACGCCAGCAAGCUCACGUAUGCCCGGAAGAUGGAGUACGUGGACACUUUCAACAAUGACCCCAAGAUAAGGGUCAUUCUCAUGGACUUG